ACAGCUGGGAGGAGAAAAUGUUUGGCUUUCACAAACCGAAGAUGUAUCGGAGUAUAGAGGGCUGCUGUAUUUGCAGAGCUAAGUCUUCCAGUUCUCGUUUCACUGACAGCAAGCGUUACGAAAAGGAUUUCCAGAAUUGUUUUGGGCUCCAUGAGGCCCGCUCAGGAGAUAUUUGCAAUGCCUGUGUCCUUUUGGUGAAAAGAUGGAAAAAAUUGCCAGCAGGAUCCAAAAAAAACUGGAAUCACGUGGUAGAUGCCAGGGCUGGACCCAGUCUUAAAACAACAUUGAAACCAAAGAAAAUGAAAACUCUGUCUGGAAGCAGAAUAAAGAGCAAUCAAAUCAGCAAACUGCAAAAGGAAUUCAAGCGGCACAAUUCUGAUGCCCACAGCACCACUUCGAGUGCCUCCCCAGCUCAGUCGCCCUGUUACAGCAACCAGUCUGACGAUGGCUCUGACACAGAGAUGAGCGCUGGGUCCAGCAGAACACCAGUUUUCUCCUUUUUAGAUCUCACGUACUGGAAAAGGCAAAAGGUGUGCUGUGGGAUUAUUUACAAAGGGCGUUUUGGGGAAGUCCUCAUAGACACUCAUCUCUUCAAACCUUGCUGUAGCAAUAAAAAGUCUGCCACUGAGAAGCCAGAACAAGAAGGACCACAAUCUCCAGCAAUCUCCACCCAAGAGGAGUGGUGACUUCCUUGGAUAGCUGCAGAAGGUUAUACAGAUCCUCUUAUUCUCUGGAAAAAUACUAGAAAAGUGAUUGUUCACUUUGGACACCUGCUAUGCUGCCAAAAGACUAUUCCCUAGAACUGUUUUGGGUUUUACUGCUACAAUUCCACAAACUCUGAAGCCAGUUUGUAUCCUUUCAGAAAGACUGUACAUAAUAUUUAAGAUGCUAUGGAACACUUAGCAAAGCUGAAUGCUGCUGCAAGGUUGUCCCUCUAAUCUUCCCCUCCCUCUUCCCUCCCCACUCGCUUCACAAAUGAACUUGAGGAUGGGGUUUUGUAUAUUAAAGUAUAUGUAGUUCAUCUUUCUGUAUUGAAAGAAGCAGUGGUGUAAGGCAUUUUUUAAAGUUGGUUGGUAACCUCCCUUAAAUCCCCAAGAAAAGAUUUCAUUCUUAGACACGUAUGAGUCAAUAAGAUGAACUAAUACAUAGAAAUGUUAUAAGUCACCUCUCUAGUUAUAUAAAUAUAUAUUUUUUAAAGGUGUGGAGAUUUCACCCUAUACUACUGACGUAACAAAGACAACUAAUUCAUCCCUCCUAUGUGACACAGACUGGUAAACUGCAGACAUCUCUACUACAAGUGGUAGUUAUCCAAGAAGGCCCC
This is a messenger RNA of Balearica regulorum gibbericeps (East African grey crowned-crane), 1321 nucleotides long. NCBI's taxonomy places the organism in Eukaryota, Metazoa, Chordata, Aves, Gruiformes, Gruidae. The record is from RefSeq and is a predicted model, not a curated record.